AUGUUGCCAAAGAGGGCAAGGCUCAGUUCUGAUGAUAUGAGUGCAGUCGAUGUACAGGAGGGGGUUGGCGAAAGUAUAGGAAUCGUGGAAAAUGGAGAAUCCAUGUGGGAAGAUGACGAGAGUAGUGCGCCUGCUUUAUUAGUUAACUUUGCAAAAUGGCUGCAAUCACCUGAUGGUGAAAAGAAAGAUAGUAAAACUGUGAAACAGCAUGCAGCACAAAUCAACAGAAUUCUACCUAUUAUUGACACUGAGAAAAAUUUAGAAAAUCUGCUGGAUUUUGUUCUCAUCAAGGAGAAAUUUGUAAAUCAUGCUUAAAAGAAGUAUUUGCCCGAAACCAUCAAGUCUUACUUUACGAGGCUAGGUCAUUAAUACGGCUUCCUUUUGUCUGAGAAGCCAGACGAAAUUCUAGUCAGUAGUGAGUUGGUGACCCAGGUGAAGGAAAGAGUGAGACAAUGGUAAUCUUCUCACAAACGAUCAAGCCUACAAUGGAAAUGGGAAAGUCAAGAGGAGGAAAGGCACGAGCUAAUAACCCUAGAUAAAUUUGUAGAAUUCGAAAACAGCAAGGUGUCAAGAAAUGCUGUCAUCUUGCUUGGAAAGCUAAGUGGUACUCACCGUGUAGUAAUUACACAAAGCCAGUAUACCCUUUGCGUGAUUUCCUUCUCGUUCAAAUAUCAAUUGAUAAUGCUAACCGUGCAGGUGUCUUAGCAAACCUGACAUUGAAAGAGUUCGGAAGAGCCUCAAAAGAAGAUGACAGGUUUGUUGUCAACGUUAGGGAACAUAAAACAUUUCACAUUCAUGGUAAUGCUCAAGCAGUUCUCACAAGUAAUUUACACAAUUGGAUGAAUGUCUUCAUUCAAGAGGUAAGAAGCCAGGUGCCAGGCAUCGGAGUAGAUGAAAACCAGCCCGUAUUUCCAUCUUUCAAUGGAACAAAAAUGCAGUUUUUACUCUUUUUAAGGUCUCAUUCUACCGUGAGCGAAACAAGCAAGCCGAGCGAAAGCCCAAGGAGCGCACGACAACAGUGACCUACCGCUGGGUAGUCACUUAA
Pocillopora meandrina is the source of this 1045-nucleotide messenger RNA. Lineage: Eukaryota; Metazoa; Cnidaria; Anthozoa; Scleractinia; Pocilloporidae. The record is from the annotation of a GenBank genome assembly.